Messenger RNA from Humulus lupulus (European hop), 4699 nucleotides. Its product is annotated as autophagy-related protein 11. Bases 1023 to 4466 code for a protein of 1147 amino acids. The record is from RefSeq and is a predicted model, not a curated record. The transcript has 5 exons. Gene Ontology annotation, cellular component: extrinsic component of membrane; phagophore assembly site membrane; Atg1/ULK1 kinase complex. Gene Ontology annotation, biological process: autophagy of peroxisome; reticulophagy; autophagosome assembly. Gene Ontology annotation, molecular function: molecular adaptor activity; protein kinase binding. Lineage: Eukaryota; Viridiplantae; Streptophyta; Magnoliopsida; Rosales; Cannabaceae.
CUUGUUGUGGAGAGAGAGAGAGGGAGAAGAAGACGAAGAGCUCCUGCUUCACGGUGCUUGCUUUCCGCAGAAGAUUCUCUGUGUUUUCUAUAUAUAUAAAGUUAGAAAAAAAAGGAAAGAAAAAAACUUGGUGAGCAAGGAGAAGAACAAGAAGAUUACAUGGAAAAAACUAGAUUAUUAAAUUAAUAAGAAAGAAAAGAAAAAAGAAUUCACUAGAGGGUUUCGUGAAAACCUUUUGCUCAAUCAAGCCUGUAAUUUCUAUAAGGCUCUUUGCUUCACGUAAUCGCUUUUUUGGGAUUAUCUGUAUCCAUUUCCCGUCUAAGUUCAAGAUUUUCGUUCUAACCCUUUUACCAAAAUCAUCCAUUUUCAUUCAUAUUUUAUUUCUUCUAUCUUUUUUUGACUUUGGGUAUUAUUUAAAAAAAAAAAUUUGGAAGCAAAAUUAGGGGUUUUUAGGGAGAAUAAUUUAUGGGUUUGGUGUGAUUUGGGAUGUUUUGGCUGGAUUCAGUACUGGGUAUUUGAUAAUCUGGGUUUUUUGGGAAUACGUAUCGGUUGUGUACUUGGGACCUGUGUCAUUUUUUUUUAAAAAUUCUGAGUCGGUGUUGAUUUCUCUGUCAAGAAAGAUUGUGACUUGAAGUUGGUGGGAAUUUUUUUGUAUGGAUAAAAUAUUUUCGGUGGUUCUAUCCUAAAUCAGAGUGAUUUUUCUGUUCUAAAUGCUGGGUAGAUAGCAUUUUUCUAUGGUCUUCCCCGAUAGACUCCUCGGUGGGUUUUCAAAAUUUGGUUGAGUUUUGCAGACUUUAAUGGUGGUUUCUGAGAUUUCCCGAGGUUUUAUCGGGCUUGAAGUGUAGAAGCCGAACUUCCCAUCUGGGUUUGCUUUUUCGGGUUGAACUCUAUUGAUUCUCGGUGAUUAAGCCGCUUGUUCUAAGCUUAUUUUCACCACUUCGAGCCUGAAUUUUCCUUCGAGUAGUUGAACUUUGUGUUGAUUGGAAAAAUCUGUGGUGGGAAUUCUAAGUCUUUGGGAUAAGAUGAGUUCGACAGUCACCGAAGGUUUGAUCCAUCAAGGUAAGCUUCUUAUCCACAUAGCCGAAAAUGGACGUUCAUUAGUGCUAGAGUGCGACGAGACCACAAUUGUUGAGAAGGUUAUGAGGUCGAUUGAAUCUGUUUCUGGGAUUAGUUUCGGUGACCAACUUGUGCUCUGUUUGGAUAUGAAACUUGAGCCACAAAGGCCUCUGUCGGCUUAUAAGCUACCGGCAGGUGAUCGGGAAGUGUUCAUAUACAACAAGGCAAGGCUGCACCACAACUCUCCUACACCACCACCUGAACAAGUCGACGUUUUUGAUAAUUUGGAACCCCAAUCACCAACUUCUUCUCGUGAUCCUCAUCCUUUGGAUGAUGCUUUGGACCCUGCUCUCAAGGCUUUGCCUUCUUAUGAGAGGCAGUUUAGGUUCCAUUGUCACAGGGGCAAUGUGAUUUUCGAUCGUACUCUAGCCAAGUAUGGGACUUGUGAGAGGUUUCUGAGAGAGCUGAAGGUUCAAGAGAGAGCACUGGAAAUUGCAACUGGGAAUUUGGAUCAGUACUAUAAGGUGAUUACUCAGAACUGUCGGGAUUUCAUGAAGCGAUUUUCGAUGCAGCAUCGGUGGCAUUCGGAUCUUUUGGCGAAUUUCGGAAGGGAUUUGGAAAAGUUGAGAGCUGUUAAGCUUCACCCUUCUUUGCAAACGACCACGCGGAAGUGUUUGUUGGAUUUUGUCAAAGAAGAGAGCUUGAGGAAGUCUGCUGAGAAUUGUAGUAGUUCCCAUAGGCUGUUUGAGGGUAAAGUCUCACAGUUUAAGCAAAUGUUUAAUGAGAUACACCGCAAGAUGGAUGAAGUUUUCUCGAGCAGAGCUUCUCUUCCUAUCAGGAACUUGGAACAGAUGAUCAAAGAUCACCAGCGGUAUAUUAAUGAACAAAAGAGCAUAAUGCAGUCUUUGAGCAAAGAUGUAGGCACAGUGAAGAAACUAGUGGAUGAUUGUUUAUCUUGUCAACUGUCUUCCUCACUUCGUCCUCAUGAUGCAGUUUCAGCCUUGGGUCCUAUGUAUGAUGUUCAUGACAAGAGUCAUUUGCCUAAAAUGGAGGCUUGUGAACGUGCCAUUUCCAAACUUUUGGACUAUUGCGUCGAUAAAAAGAAUGAGAUGAACAUGUUUGUGCAUAAUUACAUGCAAAAAGUAACAUAUGUUUCUUACAACAUUAAAGAUGCAAAGUUUCAGUUCCCUGUUUUUAGAGAGGCAAUGGCACGCCAGGAUGAUAUAUUUGCGGAGUUGAAGUUUGUUCGUGGUAUCGCCCCUGCAUAUAGAGCCUGCCUUGCAGAAGUAGUGAGAAGAAAGGCUAACAUAAAGCUUUAUAUGGGUAUGGCUGGGCAGUUGGCUGAAAGGCUUGCGACAAAGAGAGAGGUUGAGGUCAGGACUCGAGAAGAGUUUUUAAAGAAGUGUGGAUCAUAUGUGCCUAAGGAUGUCUUAGCGUCUAUGGGAUUAUUUGAUACCCCUAAUCAAUGUGAUGUUAAUAUAGCUCCUUUUGAUACUAGUUUACUUGAUAUUGACAUUGGCGAUCUGGAUCGCUAUGCUCCUGAAUACUUGGGUGGAUUUCCUUCAAAGGGGGAAAAACAUGGAACAUCUAAAGCUUCCUCUUCUAUGUCCAAUGACAGUAGUCACUCUGUUGAAGCUGAAGACAGUAGUGCUACAGAGUUGCUGGUGGGAUGUGAAUCUGAGGAGCUAUAUGAAGGUUCUGAGUUGUUUGAUAUUGCUGGAACUAGUAAAUUGGAAGUUGAGAAUGCAAAAUUGAAAGCUGAACUUGCUUCUAAAAUUGCAUUGAUCUGUGCUUUCUGCCCUGAAGUCGAAUAUGAAUCAUUGGAUGAUAGUAAAAUGGAUAGUUUGUUAAAAAAUGCUGCAGAUAAGACAGCUGAAGCCUUGCAUCAGAAAGAUGAGUAUGAAAGACAUCUCCACUCUAUGCUUAAGAUGAAACAGUUGCAGUGUGAGUCAUAUGAGAAACGCAUUAAAGAGUUGGAACACGAGCUUUCAAAUAAUAGAGAUGUGACUGACUUUGGCAUUAUGGCUGCAAAGAAUGAUGUUUACAAGUCACAGACUCUGGGUGGUGGAGAAACCCACAUCCCUUGCCUAUCUACGUCUGAGCCUAUGGAUGAGGUUUCUUGUAUCUCUAAUUCUUUGGAAUCAAAGUUGGGGCUUUUCACUAGCCAGCCUUGCAAAGGGAGAGAUGGGGUGGAUGAAAACAUGAUGGAUUCUUCUGGAGUACACAAUCCUCAGUUGGAUUCAUCAAUGAUCGAGCCACAUCGUGAUGGCGACAAAGAUGGGAAAGAUAAGUUGGUGGGGCAGUUGGGCAUGUCCCUGACGUGUAGCUCCACUGCCGAAAGCAUGCCUGAGCCUUCAAGUGUUUUACCUUGUGAGACAGCAGCUGAACGCGUCUUGGACUCAAAAGUUAGUGGUAAUCAAUUGUUGGAAUUGCAAAGUGCACUUGCUGAAAAGUCAAACCAGUUGAGUGAAACUGAAGCAAAGCUUGAAGCUGCUAUGGAGGAGGUUGUGAUGCUUAAGAGGGAGCUGGAAACUAGCAGGAAGCUUCUUGAUGAAUCUCAGAUGAACUGUGCUCACUUGGAGAACUGUUUGCAUGAAGCACGAGAGGAAGCUCACACCCAUCUGUGUGCGGCUGAACGAAGGGCUUCUGAGUAUAGUGCACUGCGUGCAUCUACACUGAAGAUGCGCAGUCUCUUUGAAAGGCUCAAGACAUGUGUAUAUGCACCUGGCGGGGUUCCUGCUUUUGCUGAUUCUCUGCGUAUUUUAGCACAAUCUUUGGCCAAUUCUAUAAAUGAAAAUGAAGAUGAUGGUACUGCCGACUUCCGAAAAUGUAUUCGAGUACUUGCAGAUAAAGUUGGUUUCUUGUCCAGGCAUCGCGAUGAGCUACUCGACAAGUACCCCAAGGUAGAAGCUGCAAGUGAACAACUUAGAAAGGAGUUGGAAGAAAAGAAAGAGCUUGUUAAUACCUUGUAUGCCAAGCAUCAACUUGAGAAACAGGCCAACAAGGAAAAGAUAUCUUUUGGCAGAAUGCAAGUGCAUGAAAUUGCUGCAUUUGUUCGUAAUGCAAAUGGGCAUUAUGAGGCAAUAAACAGGAACUGCUCAAACUAUUAUCUUUCCUCUGAAUCAGUAGCCUUGUUUACUGACCACCUCCCUGGUCGACCUAACUACAUUGUUGGACAGAUUGUACAUAUCGAAAGCCAGACGGUGAAGCAGUUGGCUACGACUUUGUCUGGUCCUGAGCAUAACCUGGCAACUGAGGCGGGGACUGAUCGGUUGACCUUGAAUUCAGGCUCAACUUCAAAUCCAUAUGGUCUCCCUAUCGGCUGCGAAUACUUUGUAGUAACAAUAGCCAUGUUACCAGAUACCGCCAUUCAUUCGCCACCCUCAUCUUCUUCUUCAACUUCUUCCUGAUCUUUACUUCAGACAUAUUGGCGUGAUGGAAGAAUCCCUAGUGUACAUAUUAUAAAUAUAACAUUCAAAAAGCUUAAAUCCUUGUGGUGGGCAUUGGAACUUUUAUUUUUCUUUCUGUACAGCUGAUGAUUCAAUAGUUGUUUUUAAAGUCUCCUAACUUUUGUAAAUAUUGCUACUCUUUUCUUUGAAAAAAAUAUGUAUAAAAUCUGUGAAUAUUUUCCAGCUUUAUGAUC